Molecule: messenger RNA, 2237 nt
Organism: Salvia miltiorrhiza (redroot sage)
Lineage: Eukaryota; Viridiplantae; Streptophyta; Magnoliopsida; Lamiales; Lamiaceae
Product: serine/threonine-protein kinase STY13-like
Exons: 6
Coding region: 1001-1963 (320 amino acids)
Biological process (GO): protein phosphorylation
Cellular component (GO): plasma membrane
Molecular function (GO): protein kinase activity; ATP binding
Source: RefSeq, a predicted model, not a curated record
GUUUAGAUAAAUACUGAAAAAUGUAAUACUACUUGGAAGAGUGUUGUUUGUUGUGUUCAGGCAAUUCCAUGUGCCCACAUCUCACCUUUACAUACACAUACAAUCUUCCUACCUUCACCUCCAAACCAAUUAAUUGCUCCUUCUCUUAUUCUCACCCUGCUCCCUCUAACUCAAUCCAACAAAAUACAUACAGGUGUUUCUGUACGUAUAUCACGCUAUUCUGGUGAAAAAAAGACAAACUUGAACACACCCAGUGGGAAGGAAAAAGAUGGAGAAAAGCAGCGAUGGGUUUGUUCGAGCGGAUCAGAUCGAUUUGAAGAGCUUGGAUGAGCAGCUGGAGAGGCAUUUGAACAGGGCGUGGACAAUGGAGAAGAACAAGAGGAAGAAUCAAGAAGAUUACUCCACUGCCACCACCACCUCCGCCGCCGUCGCCCCCGCCACCACCACCACCGCCUCCCGAAGGCAGAGGCAGGAGUGGGAGAUUGACCCCUCCAAGCUCAUCAUCAAGAGUGUCAUCGCGCGUGGCACUUUUGGUACUGUUCACCGCGGCGUCUACGACGGCCAGGAUGUCGCCGGUCAGUCACCGCCAUAUCCCUUUUUCCCAACUUUUUCUUUUUUUAGCUUCUAAACUUUACUUCUUCUUUUUUAAUUUCAUUUUUUUUUUCUAUUUCGAAUAAUGUUUUUGUCAUUUUGCGUGGUGUUUGCUACUUUUGUCAAUCCUUUCAAUGCAUGUCCAUUCCCUUCUGGCCCUACCAUUAUUUUUUUCAACUCUUGAUGAAUAAUGCCUAAAAUGGAUUCUUGGUUUCAUUUUCGUUUGUAGUGAUAGUCUGAUUGAAUUUAGGUCUUUUUAAAAAAAGCUACUUUUUGUGCAUAAGAUUUGAUAUACUAUUAGUUUAUUGAUGACUGAAUAAACUAUAGUAGUAGAAGGGCCUUUACAAUUUGAUAAAUCAUAGUAUAUGAAUAUAGUUGGCCUUUCUGAUAAGCCUAGUUUUAAUGCUUCAUGCCUGUUUCCUGGGGUGGUUGUGUGGGGUGGGUGGGGGUGGGGUUUGGAGGUUGUAGACUAGAAAAAUCAAUGCCUUCUUAUGGAGUCCGUGACUCAUGGCACGGGUUUGGAUUGAAUUGUGAAGUUAAACUGUUGGACUGGGGAGAAGAGGGCCACAGGACAGAAGCUGAAAUACAAGCCCUAAGGGCAGCAUUUACUCAAGAAGUUGUCGUGUGGCACAAACUUGAUCAUCCUAAUGUAACAAAGUUUAUAGGGGCAACAAUGGGUGCUACAGAUCUUAACAUUCAAACUGAAAAUGGUCAUAUAGGCAUGCCUAGUAAUAUAUGUUGUGUGGUUGUGGAGUAUCUUCCAGGAGGUGCCUUGAAAUCUUACCUCAUAAAGAAUAGGAGAAAGAAGCUAGCUUUUAAAGUAGUCGUGCAGAUGGCACUUGAUCUUGCUAGGGGGCUAAGCUACCUUCAUUCUCAGAAGAUUGUUCACCGAGAUGUGAAGACAGAAAAUAUGCUUUUAGACAAGACGCGUACGGUUAAAAUUGCAGAUUUUGGUGUUGCUCGUGUUGAAGCCUCAAAUCCUAAUGACAUGACAGGGGAGACCGGCACACUUGGUUACAUGGCUCCAGAGGUUCUCAAUGGAAAUCCUUACAACAGGAAAUGCGACGUGUACAGUUUUGGGAUUUGUUUAUGGGAGAUAUAUUGUUGCGAUAUGCCAUAUCCCGAUCUUAGUUUCUCGGAGGUUACCUCAGCAGUCGUUCGCCAGAACUUGCGACCGGAGAUACCCAGAUGUUGUCCUAGCUCACUUGCCAACGUGAUGAAGCGAUGUUGGGAUGCUAAUCCUGACAAGAGACCGGAAAUGGAUGAGGUGGUUGCCAUGUUGGAGGCUAUCGACACAUCUAAAGGCGGAGGGAUGAUUACUAACGAUCAACCACAAACUUGUUUAUGUUUUCGGAAGCAUCGUGGCCCUUAAAAGUAUAUGAACCCACCACACUUCCUUGAUUAUUAAUGACCUACCACAAGCUUGUCUCUGUUUUUGAAAGUAUGGUGGCCCUUAAACUACAUGAACCCAUCACGUAUGGAAAACAUUCUCGACUCGAUUAUGCACAGAGAAUAGAAAAUUCCUAAUCAAAAAUGACAACGAUUGUUUUUAUUAAGGCUGUCAGGGAUUUGGAGCAUUUUCUCUUGUAAUGGUGGUGUUGUAAAGUUUCCCAAAUAUCAUUAUUAAUCGAUUUGAUCUUGGUUUU